AUGUACCUUGAAUUUGAUGAAGACUUUUACCAAAUUUAGAAUUAUGUCAAAUAAGUGAACUCAAAUCUUGUAGUGCUUCCUUAAGAUAAUGUAGAAUCUGAGAUUGAACUUUUCGAAAAAAUGAUUCUGCAAAUUAAAAUAUAUGGUUCAAAAAUUAUAGAGUUGUAUCAAUCAUUAGAUGAAAUAUGUCCAACUGAUAGAUAAAUUUAAGCCAUCAUUCCAUAAACCAAAUUAGAAUAAAUUGAUUAUGAUUAAGUUUGGUUGGCUCUUAAUAAAGGAUUUGUAAAUGAUACAUAUAAAGCAAUGGAUUUGAUGUAAUAAUUAGAUUAUACAAUCAAAUUGAAUUAAACAUAAUAAGCAAAAUUUAUAGAAUUCUUAUAAAUUACAUGUAGAUGUAAGGAUAGGGAAUUAGAAAAAUUAAGUCAAUUAUUUCAAAAUCAAUAUCCCGAAUCUUAUUUUAAAUAGAUUGAGUAUUUAACUGAGAUGCUUCAUUAAUAUAGUUAAAUGGUACCAUUAUUGGUAUAAGAAAAUGAAAACUUAAGAUAGGAAAUUGAAAAUACAAAAUGUAAUGAUAAUGAUGGAUAAAGUAAUGAAAUAAGUUAAUUACGGUAGCAUUUAUAGAAUAUAGAAAAACAAUUGACUGAAACAUAAUCUUAGAAUGAAUACUAUUAAUAAAUGAUAAAAGCAGAGGAAUAAGUAAGAUAAAAUAAAACACAAUUAUAAAUGUUAUAAAUUGAUAAUUAAGAUUUAUUAUUUAAAAAUAAUACACUUAAUGAAGAAAUUAAAAAUUAUUAAGAUUAAAUUAAGACUCAAAAUGAAAGUUUUGAUCGCAUGUAGAUAGAAUAUAAAAAGAUUAUUUAAAAGAAAAAUUAAUAAAUUUAAGAAUUAGAAGAAAAAAACAAUUUAGAUUUAACAAUUAAAGAUAAUAAUUUAGUAGAUAUAGAUUUAAUUCAAUAAAAAAUUUAGUAAUUUAAAUAAUUAUAUGAAUAAAAAAUAAAACAUUUAACUGGAACAAUUACUCAUUUAGAAUAAGAGAAUUUUAAAUUAAAAGAUUUAGUUAGAUCAUCAGCAUUAGAAGUGGAUAGUUUAAGAUUGUAAAUAGAAAAGAUUAUAUAAAGUAAUAAUAAAAAGACUUUAAAAUUACCUAAAAAAGUUUAAUAGGAUUAUGUUUAAGUAUAUUAUUAAAUUAUAUAUUAUAGUUAUAUCAAAAAUAUUAAGAAGUAGUAGAGAAAAAUGAACAAUUAAGUUAGCAAUUAUAUAGUUAAAUAUUAGAUGGUAGUGUAUUAUCACAUAUUUGA
Molecule: messenger RNA, 1298 nt
Organism: Paramecium pentaurelia
Lineage: Eukaryota; Ciliophora; Oligohymenophorea; Peniculida; Parameciidae
Source: the annotation of a GenBank genome assembly